GAAAGCGCAUAAACCACUCAUUUCGAGAGUUGAAAAAAAAGAAACACCCGUGGAAAAGAACUGCUUUCUAAAGUUGUUUUUGUUGCUGUCCGGCGAAAAGUUAGUGUUCAGUUACUGUUUAUCUGUUCAAUAGAAGAGUCGCUAUGUCAAGCUUCGUAGACGUGAAGAAUGUUGAGCCAACUUACUUUGAAGAACAACACUAUGACGAAUAUGAAUACUAUAACCUUUCAGAAAAAUACACAUGUGGCGCUAGCCGCAAGGGGCGGUCAAAGAAGGAAGCCAGCGACAAUACCAACCGACCCAACCCCGGAGGCCACGAGCGCAAGCUCGUAGAGAAACUUCAGAACACUGAAAAGAAAGCCAAGGCGUGAGUAAAUGGAGGACAAAUCGGACGGCUAACCCUGGCAACCGACCAUGGCCGCUUUGGCGACAAAACCAAAUGGGCAGGCAGACGGUGAACUCUGCUGUAGAGGGAGGUGAAUAUGAGGACGGGUCACAUGCUGCCAACGAGUUUGACUGUAGCUUCAGUGAAGGGAGAUUUCAGUCCUCUCCUUCAUAGAACUGAUGGUACGGUCGGUGGUAGUGGCCCCCAUAUUGGUUGUUCACCUCAUUCAUAGGUAGAUCUCUGCUGAAGGUGAUGUAGACUACUUGUGCAAGCGGCUUCUGAACGACCUUCCCACGCAAGUGGAGAGUAAAUGGGGGUGUUGGCAGGCUGCAUCGCUUUUCAGUAUCAAUGUGGUAUUGUUUUUAAGUCUUAAUUGACGAUGCUUAAUGUUUUUAUAAACCAAAGAGGUUCUGAAAAUGUAUUGAUUUUUUAAGUGUAUUGAAAAUAAAUGCUUUCAUAAAAUAUAUUAAAAGUCUUGGUGUAAAGUGGUA
Molecule: messenger RNA, 876 nt
Organism: Oncorhynchus kisutch (coho salmon)
Lineage: Eukaryota; Metazoa; Chordata; Actinopteri; Salmoniformes; Salmonidae
Gene: nupr1b
Product: nuclear protein 1b
Exons: 3
Coding region: 144-371 (75 amino acids)
Biological process (GO): negative regulation of cell cycle; regulation of transcription by RNA polymerase II; negative regulation of cell population proliferation
Cellular component (GO): nucleus
Source: RefSeq, a predicted model, not a curated record